GCAGGUGGACCUACUGGUGGUCCCCAAACCCAGGACACCCACCGUCAUGCAUCUGGCCCAUACACAUCCACUCGGCGGCCACCUGGGGCCACGAAACACCCUGGAGGAGCUUAGGGAUCGCUUUGUGUGGCCCGGGAUGGACGCGGAUGUCCGGGCCUUCUGCCAGCAAUGCCCGCAGUGCCAGCACACGGCCCCACGGCCGCCCCCCCGGCUCCCCUUAUCCCUCUACCCAUCAUCAGAGUCCCCUUCGAGCGUGUGGGCAUGGACCUCGUGGGCCCCCUACCCAAGUCUGCCCGGGGCCACGAGUACAUCCUGGUCAUUGUGGACUACGCCACUCGGUACCCCGAGGCGGUGCCACUGCGCAAGGCCACCUCCCAGAACAUUGCCAGGGAGCUGGUACUCCUGUUCAGUCGGGUGGGGAUUACAAAGGACGUGUUGACCGACCAAGGUACGCCUUUUGUAUCUAAAUUAAUGGCCGACUUGUGUCGAUUGUUGCAGGUGAAGCACCUCAAGACGUCAGUCUACCACCCCCAAACCGACGGGCUAGUCGAAAGGUUUAACCAGACUCUCAAACGGAUGCUGCGCCGGGUGGUGGACGAGGAGGGGAGGAACUGGGACCUCCUCCUCCCCUACGUGCUUUUCGCCGUCCGAGAGUGCCCCCAGGCGUCCACGGGCUUCACCCCCUUUGAGCUCCUGUUCGGCCGGCGCCCGCGGGGACUGUUGGACGUGGCACGCGAAGCUUGGGAGGAGCAACCGUCCCCCUUCCGCUCGGUCGUCGAAUACGUGCAGGAGAUGCAAGCGAGGAUCGACCGGGUAGCUCCCAUUGUCCGGGAGCACAUGCACGCUGCGCAGGAGGAGCAAAGAAAAGUGUACAACCGCCCAGCACAGCCCCGAGAAUUCCAGCCGGGGGACCGGGUCCUACUGUUAGUGCCCAGCAGCUCCUGUAAGUUCCUGGCCUGGUGGCAAGGCCCCUAUACAGUCCUCGAGCGCCGAGGCCCGGUCAACUACCACCUGCAACAGCCCGGUAAGCGUGCAGAGGAGAAGCUCUACCACGUGAACCUCCUGAAGAAGUGGAUAGAACCGGCCCCAGUAGUAUUGGCGUACGCAACCCAGGACUCGGACCACGGCAAGCGUACCUUGGUCGGGUUAGGGGAGGACCUCACCCCCGCCCCGAGACAGGAGCUCACUGAGCUCAUUGACCAGUUCUCAGAUGUGUUCUCGGCCUCCCCAGGGAUGACCCAGCUGGUCCAGCACGAGAUCAAAACUCCCCCCGGCGUAGUGGUGAGACAACGGCCCUACCGUGUCCCAGAGGCCCGACGCAAAGCCAUUGAGGAGGAAAUCAGUCGGAUGCUACGGGACCACGUCAUAGAGGAGUCCAGCAGCCCCUGGUCCAGCCCCAUCAUCGUCGUGCCAAAGCCAGACGGGAGCAUGCGGCUGUGCAAUGAUUUCCGGAGACUGAACCAGGUGUCCGAGUUCGACAGCUACCCCCUCCCCAGAGUGGACGACCUCGUCGAAAUGCUGGGGAGGGCCCGGUUCAUUUCCACCUUGGACCUGACCAAGGGCUACUGGCAAGUUGCGCUGGCGCCAGAGGCCAGACCCAAGACGGCCUUCAGCACGGCCACCGGCCACUGGCAGUACCGGGUUCUCCCCUUUGGGCUACACGGGGCACCCGCCACGUUCCAGCGCAUCGGCCGGGGAAUGCUGAAACCACAGGCGAAGAAAAUCGAGGCCGUAAAGGACUACCCUCGUCCCACUUCAAAGAAACAGGUACGGGCCUUCUUGGGGUUGGCGAGGUACUACCGGAGGUUUGUGCCUAACUUCUCUGCUGUAGCUUCCCCCCUCUCAGAUCUCACCAAGAAGGGCCAGCCAGACCGGGUCAGGUGGUCAGCCGACGCAGAGAGGGCCUUCCAGGCCCUGAAAGGGGCCCUCACCAGCGCGCCGGUACUGCGUAAUCCGGACUUCGACCUCCCAUUCACCGUACACACUGAUGCGUCCGAGACCGGGCUUGGCGCCGUCCUCUCGCAAAUCUUCGACGGGGAAGAACAUCCGGUCCUCUACAUUAGCCGGAAGUUAUCCCCCGCAGAGAAGAAAUACGCAGCCGUCGAGCAAGAGGCCCUGGCGAUAAAGUGGGCCAUCAAGGAGCUGCGGUACUACCUGGCUGGCCGGCACUUCAUCCUCGUAACUGACCACACCCCCCUGCAGGGGAUGGCCAAAGCCAAGGACACAAACGCCCGGGUAACACGCUGGUUUCUCGCCUUGCAAGAUUUCUCGUUCCAGGUUAAGCACCGGGCGGGGGCCCAGCAUGGCAACGCAGAUGGGCUCUCUCGACGAGACGCACUCUGGGCCCACCACCAAGCGGCAAUAGGCUCGGAGCUGAGGGGGGGGUACUGUCGCGACGGACCGACAGCCGGCGCGCAGGAGAAGAGAACCCCGACACGCCCCCGAGAAGGUCACACGACAGCCACACCCCCACGAAACCCCACGCACUCACACACCCUCGCCCCCUCACGACGGACAGCUCACACUAAGAUGAAUAAAAACCACCCAUUGUGA
Molecule: messenger RNA, 2553 nt
Organism: Ictalurus furcatus (blue catfish)
Lineage: Eukaryota; Metazoa; Chordata; Actinopteri; Siluriformes; Ictaluridae
Exons: 3
Coding region: 169-2553 (794 amino acids)
Biological process (GO): DNA integration
Molecular function (GO): nucleic acid binding
Source: RefSeq, a predicted model, not a curated record